AUGUUCGAAGAAGUACCUGUGCAUGUGACAAACUUUAUCAAUGAUUUGCAUGUGCUCAUGACAUUAUUUGUGAUAGUUGUUCUCUUGGCAAGCUAUGUAUCUGCUGUCCGGUUGGACAAACGUGCAAUCGAUCGAGGAUUCAAUUUGAACGAAUCGCCACCAAUAUCACCAUCACAGACUCCAUCUCCUCAACCUGAGAAUCGACAUAGUCCACCAAUUUCGACGAAAUUAUCUUUAGUCCUGAAUAAGCAAGAAAGAAAACGAGCAUCAGAUCGUAAAUAUGCAGCUAAAUGGACAGUCAAAGCAAUGGAAAAAGCCAAAGCUACGAUGAAUAAAAAGGAUCAUGAGAAAUUGGUCGAAAAGCUAAUUAAACGUAGAGCAAGGAUGAAUCGGCAAAAUAGAAAGGUUGAAAAAGCACGAAAAGAUCGUAUAGCAGCGGGAACACAAACGCAAAAAGAUGAACAACAAAUGAAAAGAAUACGAGAAAAAUUUAAAAAUCGUUAUAUCAGAAAGAAAACAAAACAAACAAUCAUACAAGCAGAAAAGAAAGUGGAAAAUGCAAAUUCAGCCGCUCUGGCUCAGAUUGGUGCUUCUUUUCAACCGCAUUGGAUGUCCAGACAGAAUACACACACUUUUACAGAUACAAAAGGUGGUGGUCAAAUGGCGAAUUCGAGCCGUUUCGCUGUACUUUUUGCAUUUUUAAUUCUGUACGAGCUUUUGUUCGACCUUUCGACUGCUAGUCCUGUCUCAAAUCUUAACACAAACAGUGGCUUUUAUAAGCGAACAUCUGGACAAGAAAAAGACAAAGAACUUGAACAAGCAAAAUCAGAAGGAUUAUCAAGUCCGAUCUCCUCAAAAUCUUUAAGUUUUCAACCUGAUACGGCAACAGACGAGAAAAGGAAAUACGAUCAACUUUUACGAACUCGUGAUAAACGUUUCAAAUACACGCAAGAAGGUUUGAAGAUUGCAGAGAGUAGUCUUGAUCCAAAUGCAUAUGCGAAGUUAAAAGCAAAAGCAGAAUUAUUUCAUGCAAAAAACAAGCAAUAUCAAAAAAAUCGAAGGGAAAAACGAAGAGAUCGAUUCGCAAUAGGAAUGCAAUCAGAACAAGACGAACGUUGGAGAAUGUUGCGAUCGGAAGGUGCCCAGCGAGUUCGUGCGAAGAAAAAGAUCAAGAGACAAAUGGAAGAGACAGAAAAAGGAAUUAAAGAUGCCAAUUCAGCCGUUUUAGCGCAAUUACUCCCAUCCAAAUCGAUCACUGAUCGACUUUCAAAACAGUCUAAACAUCCUUGA
Meira miltonrushii is the source of this 1290-nucleotide messenger RNA. RefSeq lists its product as uncharacterized. The coding region runs from base 1 to 1290 and encodes 429 amino acids. The transcript is spliced from 6 exons. NCBI's taxonomy places the organism in Eukaryota, Fungi, Basidiomycota, Exobasidiomycetes, Exobasidiales, Brachybasidiaceae. The record is from RefSeq and is a predicted model, not a curated record.